ACAGUGACGAUGCAGUUGUCCUCCAUUUGAGCAGCGAGAUUUAUUGUAAAACCUCGUCUCCUCCGUUCCCACCUCUCGCUCUCUCCGAGCUCAUCAAUGGCGACGCUGACGAUUCCUGAGGCGAUCCCUUCCCCCGCCGAGGAUUGUGAGCAACUCCGAAAGGCUUUCCAAGGCUGGGGCACCAAUGAGGCGCUGAUCAUCUCGAUCCUCGCCCACCGCAACGCAGCGCAACGCCGCGCGAUCCGCGAGACCUACGCCCAGAUCUACGGCGAGGAGCUACUCAAAUCGCUCGACGACGAGAUCUCCGGCGACUUUGAGAGGGCGGUGAUCCUGUGGACGCUCGAUCCGGCAGAGAGGGACGCCGCGCUCGCAAAUGAGGCGGUGAGGAAGUGGCGGUCAAGCGACCGCGUGCUGAUAGAGAUUGCUUGCGCGAGGAGUUCUGCCGAAUUGUUUGCGGCUAGGCAGGCGUACCAUGCUCGGUUCAAGCGGUCGAUCGAAGAGGAUGUGGCGGCGCACACUACUGGAGACAUCCGGAAGCUUUUGGUGCUGCUUGUGAGCUCAUAUCGCUAUGAGGGAGCAGAGGUGAACAUGAGAUUGGCGAAAUCAGAGGCCAAGAUCCUGCAUGAAAAGAUUUCUGAUAAGGCCUACAACGAUGAAGAACUCAUCAGGAUACUUGCGACGAGAAGCAAAGCUCAACUUGUAGCAACACUAAAUCUCUACAACAACGAGUUUGGCAAUUCAAUCAACAAGGAUUUGAAAUCUGAUCCCAAGGAUGAAUACCUUGCUGCGCUAAGGGCCGUCAUACGUUGCAUUUGCUGCCCCGAGAAAUACUUCGAGAAGGUAAUCCGGAUGGCUAUUGCUGGGCUUGGAACAGAUGAGAAUGCUCUUACAAGAGUAAUAACCACUCGUGCCGAGGUGGACCUAAAAGUGGUAAAGGAGGUCUACCACAAGAGGAACAGCGUGCCUCUUGAACGUGCAGUUGCAGGGGACACUUCUGGCGACUAUGAAAGGAUGCUUCUUGCCUUGUUAGGGCAUGAGAACUAAUGCUCGAGCAUGCUUCAGCUCCAUGAUGUAACUUCAUAUAAGCGGGCAUGCAGAUUACUCUGGUUAGUCCCUUUGUUUCCUUUCGAGCUUGAAAUAAAAUUCCGGUUUAGUUUGUAAUAAUGAAACUGAACCUCUUCUUGAAGUUCUUGUGAGACUUUCGUGCCUGGAUAGUGCCCCAGUAUCUUAUUUA
Molecule: messenger RNA, 1234 nt
Organism: Ananas comosus (pineapple)
Lineage: Eukaryota; Viridiplantae; Streptophyta; Magnoliopsida; Poales; Bromeliaceae
Product: annexin D1-like
Exons: 5
Coding region: 97-1044 (315 amino acids)
Cellular component (GO): cytoplasm
Molecular function (GO): calcium ion binding; calcium-dependent phospholipid binding
Source: RefSeq, a predicted model, not a curated record